GGAAGUCCCGUACCCGGCGCCCUACAAAAAAUGCCGUUGGACCGCCCGCAGGUUCGCAGUGUCGCAGCCGCGCAUCGAUGAGGGGUCCCGUUGAUAACGAUCUGUGAAAGAACCGAACCCCGCCGCGGCGAAACAGAAAUCCCAUCGCCCUCAAUUAAAGUGAAAUUGUAUCUCGGUGUGAGCCACCGGGACCGAGUGUGAGGUUAAUAAAAAUCGGAACGUGGCCGGCCGUGACUGCAAAAGCGGGCUCGUCAUUUGAGGCUCUCCCGGUGAAGUGUGUGUCCGCCAUAAGAAGGAAAAAAACGGAACCCAACGGAACAGUUCCGGUUGCUGGGUGUUACAUUCGUAGCGCUUCAAGAGAUUGGGUGAUCAAGUGUGGUGAAUCCCAGAAUCGAUCGAGAUUAAGGUGAUUUGUGUUGCAAAUUAUUUUUGAAAGGACAGUGAUCGUACACCAAGAGAUCCGCCGUUUGCAGCACUUUGUGGAAUUUCAUCAUCGUUGCUUGCGAUUCCGUCGGGACCACGGAGCAUGGAUCACAUCAUGACGCGCCUCACGGUGGCGCUUGUGCUGCUGGUUGCUGUCGGAAUCCAGCGGCAGAUCGGCGUGACCGGAAGCCCGGUCGCCGGGUCGUUCCGCAGCGUGCCGACGACGGUGAAAACGUACGAAAACGAAACGGUGCUGCUGCCGUGCUAUCAUAACUCACCGUACCGGUAUGUGCGCUGGUCACGGGAUGAUCUGCUGCUCGUCGACUCUCGCUACCCGGACCUGCGCGCCCCGCCAAGGGUGCGUCUCUGGAGCAACGGAAGCCUGGAGGUGGCAAGCGUGCAAACCGAGGACACGGGCGACUAUACGUGCGAAAUUAUGACCGACGGUGGCCGUGCGUCGCAGAGUCACGCGAUCGAGGUGCAGUAUCAAGCGAUGGCCACCGUGUACCCGGAGGACACCGUCGACAUUCGCGUUGGCCAAAUCCUGGAGGUGGCCUGCCAGGCAACGGGUGUUCCGCAGCCAUACGUCAAGUGGAGCUUUCAGCACGAAAAUGCGACCGCAGCGUUUGAAGACGAUCGCAAACUGAACGUCCUGAUUGAGGAUCGUCACUUCUCGGGCCCCGUCCAGUGUACGGCUACCAACGGAGUCGGCGAGCCAGCCAUCGCGUCGGUUGACGUGAUCGUGAACUUUGUGCCCGAAAUUGAAGUGAAGACCCCCGUCGUGCACACGCGCCUCGGAGAGACGGGCCUGCUCGAGUGCAACGUGACGUCGCACCCGGUCGCGUCGAUCCACUGGUUCCACCACGGGCUUCCGGUCGUGUUCGAUCGGCGCAUCGUCAAGCUGGACACACCGACCUCCAAGCACCAGUAUUAUACGAUCCAGCGCCACCAGCUAGUUAUCCGCAAUCUGCGCGACUCCGAUCUGGGCCAGUACGAGUGCAAAGCCGGCAACCGGGUUGGGAUCGCGGGUUCACAGCUCGAACUGACCGGCCGGCCCAAGGUGGCCCACUUUAAGCCGGCCGCCGAAAUGUCCUCCCCGACGACGCACAACUUUAUCUGGCAAACGGAGAGCUUCUCGCCGAUCAUCGAGUACAAGCUAAAGUUUCGGCGCGUCCCGUCGGGCAACGUUACUCCAGCUCGGCGUACCUUUCCGCAGCACGACUGGAAUGAGUUGAUCAUCCCGUCGGAUGGUUCGUACGGACCGCUGCACUCGAUCGGGUACACCUUGCAGGGCCUACAAGCGACGAGCGUGUACGAGGUGAUCGUGCUGUCGCGGAACCGCUACGGUUGGAGCGAUCCGAGCAACAUCCUGCGGUUUGCGACCGGCGGUGAGUUAGAAAUUGACUCGACGGUCGGCACUGCGGACGAUCCUUUCGCCGGUUCCGUGCUUUCAUCAUCGCCUGCCCUGCAAACGACGGAAACGAUCGAGUACAGUGAGUCGGACCCGGCAGAGGCGGACAAUAUGAUCCCGAGAGACUACUUCGACUACGGAGGCGCUUCGGCCGCCGGUGGGUUAACGGUUCCUAGACACACAGCAGUGGUGCCCGUUGUUCUUCUGGUCGCACUGUUGGCCUAUUGCGCGAGGCUGAAAUAA
Anopheles cruzii is the source of this 2077-nucleotide messenger RNA. RefSeq names its product neurotrimin (gene wrapper). Gene Ontology annotation, molecular function: axon guidance receptor activity; protein binding. Bases 527 to 2077 code for a protein of 516 amino acids. Gene Ontology annotation, cellular component: neuronal cell body; plasma membrane; axon. The record is from RefSeq and is a predicted model, not a curated record. The transcript is spliced from 6 exons. NCBI's taxonomy places the organism in Eukaryota, Metazoa, Arthropoda, Insecta, Diptera, Culicidae. Gene Ontology annotation, biological process: homophilic cell-cell adhesion; synapse organization.